AUGGGCACCCGCCACCUCGUCCUCGUCUACUACAACGGCGCGUACCACAUUGCGCAGUACGGCCAGUUCGACGGCUACCCGGCAGGUUCAGGCGCGCAGAUCCUCCGCUUCAUCUCGGACCCCGCCAAAGUAGCCAAGCUGAAGGCAGUCCUGUCCAACGCCGACGCGAUGCUCUACACACCGACCGAGGAGCAGUGCCAGCAGUUGGACCCCGAGAUUCACCCCUCCAUGUCGAUCAGCACGGGUGGUGCCAUCCUCGAAACGGUCGCCAACGCUACCGAGCCCGUGCCCAUCAUCAAGGAAAUGUGGUUUCUAGCCGAUCAGGUAUCCUGCGAGUGGGUCUACUGCGUCGAUUUGGAUGAUGGGGUGCUCGAGGUGUACAGUGGUUCAAAUGGCACGCCGGUGAAGGAUCAAUACGAGUCGCGGUUCGAGGGUCUGGUGGACUGGAAGGAGGUCAGGAAGUGGGUGGAUGGUUUGCACGAGAUGAUAGGUCUACCGAGGAUGAUUGGAAGGUUCCCCUUUGCCCAGCUGCCUGAUGAAGACGGCUUCAUCAACGCCCUCCCUGAUGGAGACGGCAUCCUCAACGCCCUCGAUGAUGAAGACGACUCCGUCAACGCCCUCGAUGAUGAAGACGGCUCCAUCAACGCCCUCGACGACGAAGACGGCUCCAUCAACGCCCUCGAGUAG
Diplodia corticola is the source of this 687-nucleotide messenger RNA. RefSeq lists its product as uncharacterized. NCBI's taxonomy places the organism in Eukaryota, Fungi, Ascomycota, Dothideomycetes, Botryosphaeriales, Botryosphaeriaceae. The transcript has a single exon. The record is from RefSeq and is a predicted model, not a curated record. The coding region runs from base 1 to 687 and encodes 228 amino acids.